Molecule: messenger RNA, 13415 nt
Organism: Artibeus jamaicensis (Jamaican fruit-eating bat)
Lineage: Eukaryota; Metazoa; Chordata; Mammalia; Chiroptera; Phyllostomidae
Gene: CUX1
Product: cut like homeobox 1
Exons: 24
Coding region: 199-4803 (1534 amino acids)
Biological process (GO): intra-Golgi vesicle-mediated transport; regulation of DNA-templated transcription
Cellular component (GO): Golgi membrane
Molecular function (GO): DNA binding; DNA-binding transcription factor activity, RNA polymerase II-specific
Source: RefSeq, a predicted model, not a curated record
UUGGGCUCUGACUCCGGCUCCGGCUCGGGCUCGCCAUGGCUGUGGCGGCGGCGUGAGGAGGAGUCCGCGUCCUCGGUGGCGGCGGCGGCGGCCGGCUCCAGGCCGGGUUUUGGCGCCGCCCGCCUGCUGCCUCCUGGCGGCUCCUGAACUCCAGCCCCCUCUCUAUCAGCCUCUCACUCCGUCUCAAUAUGUCUCAAGAUGGCGGCCAAUGUGGGAUCGAUGUUUCAAUAUUGGAAGCGCUUUGAUUUACAGCAGCUGCAGAGGGAACUUGAUGCCACCGCAACAGUAUUGGCAAACCGGCAAGAUGAAAGUGAGCAGUCCAGAAAGCGGCUCAUCGAGCAGAGCCGAGAGUUCAAGAAGAACACUCCAGAGGAUUUGCGCAAGCAGGUAGCGCCGCUGCUGAAGAGCUUCCAAGGGGAGAUUGAUGCACUGAGUAAAAGAAGCAAAGAAGCUGAGGCAGCCUUCUUGAACGUCUACAAAAGAUUGAUUGAUGUUCCAGACCCCGUGCCGGCUCUGGAUCUCGGGCAACAGCUCCAGCUCAAAGUGCAGCGCCUGCACGACAUUGAAACGGAGAACCAGAAGCUUAGGGAAACUCUCGAAGAGUACAACAAGGAGUUCGCCGAAGUGAAAAAUCAAGAGGUUACGAUAAAAGCACUUAAAGAGAAAAUCCGAGAAUAUGAACAGACUCUGAAGAAUCAAGCCGAGACUAUAGCUCUUGAAAAGGAACAAAAGUUACAAAAUGAUUUUGCAGAAAAGGAGAGAAAGCUGCACGAGACACAGAUGUCCACCACCUCAAAGCUGGAGGAAGCGGAACACAAAGUUCAGACCCUACAAACAGCCCUGGAAAAAACUCAAACAGAAUUAUUUGACCUGAAAACCAAAUACGAUGAAGAAAUUACUGCCAAGGCCGACGAAAUCGAAAUGAUCAUGACGGACCUUGAAAGAGCAAACCAGAGGGCAGAGGUGGCCCAGAGAGAGGCGGAGACCUUAAGGGAGCAGCUCUCAUCAGCUAACCACUCUCUCCAGCUGGCCUCGCAGAUCCAGAAGGCGCCGGACGUGGAGCAGGCCAUAGAGGUGCUGACCCGCUCCAGCCUGGAAGUUGAGUUGGCCGCCAAAGAGCGGGAGAUCGCCCAGCUGGUGGAGGACGUGCAGAGACUCCAGGCCAGCCUCACCAAGCUGCGGGAGAACUCAGCCAGCCAGAUCUCCCAGCUCGAGCAGCAGCUGAGUGCCAAGAACAGCACACUCAAACAACUGGAAGAAAAACUCAAAGGACAGGCUGACUAUGAAGAGGUAAAGAAAGAACUAAAUAUUCUGAAGUCCAUGGAGUUUGCACCGUCUGAAGGAGCUGGGACACAGGACGCGUCCAAGCCCCUGGAGGUUCUGCUGCUGGAGAAGAACCGCUCGCUGCAGUCCGAGAACGCCGCACUGCGCAUCUCCAACAGCGACCUGAGCGGGUCAGCCAGGAGAAAAGGGAAAGACCAGCCUGAGAGUCGGCGUCCUGGACCUUUGCCGGCGCCCCCUCCUCAGUUGCCCCGCAACACGGGGGAGCAGGCUUCCAAUACUAAUGGUACACACCAGUUCUCACCAGCGGGGUUAACUCAAGACUUUUUCAGCUCAUCCCUGGCAAGCCCCAGCCUACCCCUGGCUUCUACGGGAAAAUUUGCACUAAACUCUCUCCUCCAACGACAGCUAAUGCAGUCCUUCUACUCCAAGGCCAUGCAGGAAGCAGGAAGCACAAGCAUGAUUUUUUCAACAGGUCCAUACAGCACAAACUCCAUAUCAUCCCAAAGUCCAUUACAGCAAAGCCCAGAUGUAAAUGGCAUGGCCCCAUCUCCCAGCCAAUCAGAAAGUGCUGGGAGCGCCUCCGAGGGCGAGGAGAUAGACACUGCAGAAAUCGCCCGGCAGGUGAAAGAGCAGUUGAUCAAGCACAAUAUUGGACAGCGCAUUUUUGGACAUUAUGUCUUGGGACUGUCUCAAGGGUCCGUGAGCGAGAUCCUGGCCCGGCCCAAGCCGUGGAAUAAACUGACCGUUCGUGGCAAGGAGCCUUUUCACAAGAUGAAGCAGUUCCUCUCGGAUGAGCAGAACAUCUUGGCUCUUCGCAGCAUCCAAGGCAGACAGAGAGAGAAUCCAGGCCAGAGCCUGAACAGACUAUUUCAGGAAGUACCGAAACGAAGAAAUGGGUCUGAAGGUAACAUCACCACCCGGAUCCGAGCCUCAGAGACUGGGUCCGAUGAAGCAAUCAAGUCCAUCCUGGAACAAGCCAAAAGGGAGCUGCAGGUGCAGAAAACCGCGGAGCCGGCCCAGCCCUCCUCCACGUCCAGCAGUGCGAGCUCCGACGACGCCAUUCGUUCCAUCCUCCAGCAAGCCCGUCGAGAGAUGGAGGCCCAGCAAGCCGCCCUUGACCCCGCCUUAAAACAAACACCACUGUCACAGACUGACAUUGCCAUCCUGACCCCCAAGUUAAUAUCCACGUCGCCCAUGUCCUCGGUGUCCAGCUACUCUCCUCUAGCCAUUUCCUUGAAGAAGCCCCCCUCUGCCCCUGAUUCCAACACCUCAGCUCUACCCAACCCCCCAGCCCUCAAAAAGGAGUCCCAGGAUGUGCCUGGGCUGGACCUCCAGGGAGCGGCCGACUCUGCACAGGGCGUCCUUCGACACGUGAAGAACGAGCUGGGCCGCAGCGGCGGGUGGAAGGACCACUGGUGGAGCACGGUGCAGCCAGAGAGAAAGAGCAGCGCUCCCUCCGAGGAGACUAAGGUCGAAGAAGCCAGCAGCGGGAAAGAGAAAGGUGGCGGUGGUGGCGGCAGCAGUGGCAGUAGCCAGGCACGGGGGGAUCGCAGCCAGCUCCAAGGACCCUCCUCCUCCGAGUACUGGAAAGAAUGGCCCAGCGCAGAGUCACCGUACUCCCAGAGCUCGGAGCUGAGCCUUACCGGAGCCAGCCGCAGCGAGACACCCCAGAACAGCCCUCUGCCCUCCUCCCCGAUCGUGCCCCUUUCCAAGCCCGCCAAGCCCUCCGUCCCCCCACUGACGCCUGAGCAGUAUGAGAUCUACAUGUACCAGGAGGUGGACACCAUUGAGCUCACCCGGCAGGUGAAAGAGAAGCUAGCCAAGAAUGGCAUUUGUCAAAGGAUCUUUGGGGAGAAGGUGCUGGGCCUGUCCCAGGGCAGUGUCAGUGACAUGCUGUCUCGGCCGAAGCCAUGGAGCAAGCUGACACAGAAAGGCCGCGAACCCUUCAUCCGGAUGCAGCUCUGGCUGAAUGGCGAGCUGGGCCAGGGCGUCCUGCCGGUCCAAGGGCAGCAGCAGGGUCCAGUCCUCCAUUCGGUGACGUCACUACAGGACCCCCUGCAGCAGGGCUGUGUGAGCUCAGAAAGCACGCCAAAGACCUCUGCCAGCUGCAGCCCUGCGCCCGAAUCACCAAUGAGCUCCAGUGAAUCGGUGAAGAGUUUGACUGAACUGGUCCAGCAGCCCUGUCCAACCAUCGAAACAAGUAAGGAUGGCAAACCGCCAGAACCCAGCGAGCCGCCUGCUUCAGACUCCCAGCCCACCACCCCACUGCCUCUCUCCGGACACUCAGCCCUCAGCAUUCAAGAGCUGGUAGCCAUGUCUCCAGAGCUGGACACCUAUGGAAUAACCAAGAGGGUCAAGGAGGUGCUGACCGACAACAACCUUGGUCAGCGCUUAUUUGGGGAGACCAUUCUAGGGCUCACCCAAGGCUCCGUCUCUGACCUCCUCGCUCGCCCAAAGCCCUGGCACAAGCUCAGCCUGAAGGGACGGGAGCCCUUUGUUCGAAUGCAGCUGUGGCUGAAUGACCCCAACAAUGUGGAGAAGCUGAUGGACAUGAAACGGAUGGAAAAGAAAGCCUACAUGAAGCGGCGACACAGCUCCGUCAGCGACAGUCAGCCCUGCGAGCCCCCCUCUGUUGGCAUUGACUAUAGCCAAGGCGCAAGCCCUCAGCCCCAGCACCAGCUGAAGAAACCCCGUGUGGUGCUGGCUCCUGAAGAGAAGGAAGCUCUGAAACGAGCGUAUCAGCAAAAGCCAUACCCGUCACCAAAAACCAUCGAAGAACUUGCCACCCAGCUCAACUUGAAAACCAGCACUGUCAUCAACUGGUUCCACAAUUACAGGUCUCGGAUCCGCAGAGAACUGUUUAUUGAGGAGAUUCAGGCCGGGAGCCAGGGCCAGGCCGGGGCCAGCGACUCCCCGUCGGCCCGAAGCAGCCGGGCGGCGCCCAGCUCUGAGGGCGACAGCUGUGACGGCGUGGAGGCCGCCGAGGGCCCGGGCGCCGGGGACACUGAGGAGUCGGGUGGCCCUGCGGCCGCCACCAAGUCUCAGGGAGGGCCUGCGGAGGCCGUCGCGGCCCCGGAGGAGCGGGAGGAGGCGCCACGGCCCUCGGAGAAGGCGGAGGCGCCGCCCUCGGGGACCCCGGCCCCGGACGACGCAGACGAGGGCCGAGCCCGGGCCCCGCCGCCGCCCGAAGGCCCCGCGGACGGCCCGAGGCCUGUGCCAAAGCCCGCCGCCGCGCCCGCCGCCGGGGAGGACGCCGCUACCUCAGCCGCCCCGCCGGGGGAGGGCCCCUGCGGGGCCCGGGACGCCGACGGGAGUUCCGCGUUGCCAAGCACCAGCGCGCCGGCGGCCGCCCGCAGGCCCAGCUCGCUGCAGAGCCUCUUCGGCCUCCCGGAGGCGGCGGGCGCCAGGGACUCGCGAGACAACCCCUUGAGGAAGAAGAAGGCCGCGAACUUGAACAGCAUCAUCCACCGCCUGGAGAAGGCCGCCAGCCGGGAGGAGCCCAUCGAAUGGGAGUUCUGAGAGGCGCCGUCCGCCCACCCCCAGGGCCGAGCAGGGCCGGGCCGAGUGGAGCCGGGCCAGGUCCGGCCGAGCCCGCCGAGCAGGGCGGAGGGGCGGGCGCCGACUCCGCGGCCAGGACCGUGUUGCGCACUUACUGCCCUGCGGGCCACAGGGCAAAAUCGCCAUAGGCCAAGGUGCAUAUAGAAAACAAAGGAGCAUUAAGCCCAAUCUAUGUCGUGUUUUCAAGGAAGAAAACGGAAAUGUGUAGUCGAGCUUUUUUGUACCCUGAAGUGUUUUUUUUAUUGCCCUAAGUGAUUUCCACAGGUUCUGGAAUAACUCUUACAGCUUUGCCUUGCGCCCUCCUCUUUCGUGUGGGCUAUAAAAAAAAAAAAAAUCAAACCCACAUAUUAAAAGGGGGCUUUUUAUCUGCCAUCUAAUGGCUUCAGAGCGAUAAUACACUAUUAUCUUCUUAAACCAGGAAGGGGGGGGAUUUUUCAGAAAAAUUAAAAAAGAAAGUUUUUGUAGCUGUUCAGUUGCCACUAAGAGAUUGCACAGUCAAACCGACUCUAAACACACUAGUUUGGAUUCCUAAAUAUUUUCAAGUAAAGAAUCUUCUCGUUUGAAGCUUUGAAUUAAAAUAAAACACAUUUACUCCACAUAUUUUUUAACAAAAAGAAAAGUCACAUCAGGAAAAUAACCAAUUUUGUGGUAGCUGACGUAGUGUUUCUUGUACGUGAAUAGAACCUGACCUGUAGUGCACAUCAAUCCAUAGCUUUAACUGGCUCUGGGCUUUUGCUGACCAGGGUCUGUUUAAUACACUCCAUUCUAGGCCAAAUCAGGACAAAAAGAAAAGAUCCGAAUCUAGGUAUUUUAUAAUCUGCUUUUUAACCUCUAACCGCAGAGCACGCUGAUCAGACCUCAUAUCUCGGAGGUUUAGGAGACAAGUUAGAACUGUAGCAUGUACCUGUUCAUUUUGUUUAAUUUAUGGUGUCUACGUCUGUGUUAGUGUGUCUGCACAUGUGUGAGCAUUUAAAGAAAGGAGGAAAGAGUAGGCCACUGAGGUCACGGCAGACAGUUCUGGGGCCCGACGGGGCCCACUCCGCGCAGGCAGCAGUUCCCCUUGGCACAGAAGGCACCACACCUCACACCACUCUCCCAGGCGCCUGAUGGACUGAGCCCCACCAGGGGACGCCACUCCCCGGGCCCGGGCAGGGCUCCCGCGCACUCUCUCUUUCCCUUCCUUCCCACCACAAGCACUGAUGACUGUUGAAGUCGUGGGAAGCGUCCUUCCCUGAAGAAGAGAGAACGUGGCACUCUGGGCUCUGCUCCCACCCCCAUAGAGAUGGCCCACACUGACACCAAAACGUUGAUACUCUUUACUUCCAGACCAGACCAUUCGCUCUUCAUUCAUAUUGCCUCUCGGGACGUUCUUUUAUGCAGUCUUUUACUAAGUCUUUUAGGUCAGCCUAAGUACAAAUCAAGAGUCUAACUUGUCUCUGAUUCCUCCUGUUGUCUAUGUGUAUAUGCGUGAGAAUAGAGGUGGAUGCGAGUGUGCGUGUGUGCGUGUGUGCAAUUUUAUACGUCUGUGUAUUUUCUUAAGUACCUGUGCACACAUAGAGUGCAUUACUGCCACCUUUUUUCAAUAAGCUGUUCAGUUAUGGCUUCUACAAGUUUGCUAAUUUAGACUCCUUUAUUGCCAUAUCUUUAAACUAACAAUAGAUGAUUUCGGUAUAUAUAUAUUUUUUUUUGCUUAUUUAUAGGUGCUGUAUUUUAUUAUCUGAUUGUUAGGAAGGGAUGAAAGGGGCAAAUAUUCUUUAGAGGGAUAGACUGCCGGCAGUAUUGGGUAUAAUUUACAAGAUGUAGUUGUCAUACUGUAUAUUACUGAUUGAAAACUUUUUGACCGUAUUGUGUAUCAUUGAAACCUUUGUCUUAGGUCAACAUCUUUGGAUGACAUUUUAAUGGUGCAUUCAUUAUUUCUUAAGUUUAAUUAAUAUUAUCUUUUUUGAUUUGGGGGUGGGAGGGAGUUACGAGUUUCGAGGUAUGCUCCCGCUAUCACACCUCAGUGUGCUUGUAUCAAUUACCUUGUAGGACUUGGACUGUAAGAUGUGAAACCACAUUUCUUGCAUGACAUUUUAGAAAUUGUAUAUUUCAUUUACAGUCUUUUAACCUGCAACUGCAGCACUUAGUUCAAGUUUUCACAGAUUUAAGAGUCACUACACUAAAGACAAUGCCUUUUCAUGAAUGAGAAGUUUUCAGAAGGCUCUAGGAGGCUGUGAGGCAGGCCGUCUGUCUUUCGAUGGUUGGAUCAUCUCUGAACUUGAGGUCUGGUUCAGCGAGAAGAGAAUUCAAAAUGGAGGAGCUUAAGGGGAAACAGAUUCACAUCUGGCUCAGUGCAGGCGCAUUAAGAAGAGCGAGUUUGCGUUAGUGACCCUUAGGACAGCGAGGAGCAGAGCCCCUGACAGUACUGUGGUGUCCUCUCCACAAAAACCUCGAGGGAAUUUUGUCAUCGUGUGUGAUGAGUCACUAAAUAUCUGAUUUUCAUCAGAAUCAAAAGCAGGGAGUUAACAGGAAAUAUUAGGGUAGUGUUUUAGUUUUAAAGGCAUGACUGUUAUUUAUGGAGGUAUUAAAUGCAAGGAAAUUGGAAAAUUAUAAAUUUGUUCAUUCUAGUGGCCAAAUAGUAACAGUCUAAAACAGCCACUUUGGCUCUUCCAAGCAAUUUAGUCAUUUCUGUUGUGCUGGGAUUUUUUUUUAACUAGGUUAUUGUUGAUUUCCAUUCUGUCUCUUUUGCCAGACUUACAUCUGGAUGCUCGAUACAAUCAGUUGGUUAAAUUUUUGCUUGCAGUUCUGUAUUUGUAUUUUUUCUCUAUUUAUUUUUUUAUUGCCAUCCCAACCCUGUUCUCCUUUGUGUCUAAGCCAUCGCUGUCUGUCAUACUUGUUAGAGCUGCCACUAAGUAAGAGAAACCUGUCCGCGGGGGCAAGCGUCCCCCUCCUUGUUGCGCCCCUCAGUUUGAGUCUAAGGGUUGAGCUUUCAUCUUGAGAAGCAAUAUUCAAGUGCCUUGAACAGCGUCCUCUCCAUGGGGCUUUACCUUCGGCCGGCUGGCGUUCCAAGCAGUAGCUCCCACAAGCAGCAGCUCCCACAAGCAGCCAACCUCCUCCUCUUUACGCUCCAUCAGUUUAAAAAGCUGAUUUGUACCUCUCUCCUGGGGAAAACGGUUCCAUAUAAAACACUAACACUUAAUUACAAGCUCCAUUAUACCAUUUUAAAUGGCUGCUUUUUGUUAAUUGGAGGCAAUGUUCAUAACUUAAGGUUUUUGCCAUUACUUAGCUGGCUAAAUGGAGGCUCGGCAUAAAAUCAGUGUUCACAGUCGGCCUCUCGACCCUCGGUCCCUGCCCGCACUCUCCUGCGGUGUCUGCGGUGGGAGGUGUGGGUUCUGGCCCAGACCCACGCCCGCUCGUUCCCACCACCCAGCUCCCAAGUGACCAACUCGCUCGAACUGCCACGUCAGUCAGGAUGUCUGUGAUUUCUGUCCACCAGACUUUAGAAAAGAUGACCACAGCCAUUACUUCAACUCAGUUAUUCUCAGAGCUACCCUUCCUGAGGAACACCACAGUGCACAGUGGCUGAUGGUCAGCAGAUGGCCCUGAGACGCAGGCUUGGGAAGAGUCUCUGGGAAAUGCCAGGAUCUUGACCCGUACGAGUACUCUCAAACCCUGGCCAUUGUGUCUGGGAAAGUGACUGAGGCAACAAAUAACCGUGCGCGGCCCCCCUCUACUUCCUAAGCACAAACGCCUCCCUGCCCAGCUUCCUUCCUGUUGGCAUCUUCAUCCUCCCCAUGUGGAGACCAUCCUGUCUGAUGUGGACGUUUAGGUCUGCCGGCUGGUGGUCUGAUGGUCCAGACCCAGAGUGCUGUGGAUCUUCAGGUUAAAUGGCACUCGGCGCUCUCUCUGGCAUGAGGGACCCUCCCCUCCCUGGGGUCCAGCUGCCCCCUGGGCCAGGGCGCGUCAGCCGCACAGUACAUGAGCAGACCAGGCAGGAGGCAGGUCGUGCCAGCUGACUUCCCUAAGAUCCAGCGGCAGUCACGCCCUGGGCAGCCACAGCUGGGCCGGCUUUCUCAGUCCCUCCUAAAGUCAUGCCCUUUCACACAGGAGUAAUCAAUGAACUCAGCUGAUACUCUGGGCGUUGUUUUUCAUUCCCCUGCUUUUAAAGAAAUAAACCUCACUGAAAAUAGCAGAGGAGCCGGGGGGGUAGACGCACACCCUGGGGUCAGGUCACCGUGAAACAGCGAUCGUGACUUAGUGGACCUGGAGCUGGGGGGCAGCAGCCUCUGCCUUAAAUGUACCAUGACAGGUGCCUCUCAGCAGGCCCACAAAAACAAGGGUCUGCUCACAGCCAUUGCAGGCCCUGCUCUUGGAGGCCAGCGCGCCAGCUGUGCCAGCAGGGGUGUGGCAAGGCGAGGUUCUGGCGUGUGUGGUGGGCGUUAGCCAGGUCCCUUCAGGCUAGAGGUUUGGUUCCCUCCCUGGAUGUUCUCAGUUGUCACAAUCCUCAUAUGUCCCCGUCUACCUCACUAACCCAUGCUGCCGUUUGACAUCACUCCUCCCCCCACACCCGUCAGAACCAUGCGGCCAGUGGGCUUCGGGGAGAGAUAAAGCUAGAAGGGUGGCAUCCAUGACCUUGGCCUGAUGGGCAGGCAUCUUCUCUCUUCUGAGCAUGACACGGACAGACAGCUGUGGGCACGCGGAUUUUUCUCUUCCACCUGUUCUUGAAAAUCUAUCAGCUGUUUCCUUGGCAGAUGGGCAGCCUCAGGCCUCAGAGGGACUUGUGUUUGGCCUGCCUUUGUUUCUGCCCAUCCCUACUCAGCUGUUAGCUCCAUCACAGUCGCUUUCCUUGCCCUGGGCUGCCCCUAAAUGGCCACCUAAGGACACUUCGCCAGGGUUCCUACCUGGUAUCAGAAGCUCUGUCUUUAUUGUCUCUGGGAGGCUGUGACUUCAGCUCCACUGUGACACUCCUUUGGAAGCAUCUCAAAGGCAGGAGAGGAAAUGGCAUUCUGCAGCCCACUUGCCCAAUCUCCAGUCACGUGGCCCUUUCUUUCCCAAAGAGUAUGCCAAGUUCCACCCAGCGCUAACGAAAACCAGCUCUUAGGGCUGCUGCUGGUUGGAAUUGGGACCAUCCACUCUGGUGGCCGAAGUGUUCUGAUAGAAAGAAUUUGGAAAUGGGAGCCUGAGAUCUGUGCCAUCAUCGUGUGCUCUGUGCCAUCAUCGUGUGCUCGGGCGUCACCAGGAAAAGCUCACAGGCAGAAAUGCCCCCGGGGCUUCGGGGUCCCGCUCGGGCCUUGGGGGCAUUAAGGGAGCCUUCGAGGCCCACAAGGCAGAGCUCCUGCCCCGAAACUCUGACGUGACAGGUUCCACUUCCGCCGUGUUGGACAACAGGCUGACCGGCGCACUAAGAGUCAUCCGGGUUGACAGUCUGAUUUCCAUUUCCAUCCGGGUGAAUCCAGACAGCAGAGGAUAGGGUGCGGGGAGCAGCCCGCUGGACAAAACGGGCCCCACCCCAGAGCCUUCCUGCCCCAGCAGCCCAGCUGCCGAGAGCUCAUGCUUGGUCAGGGAAGAAGGAAAUGCAGCCCCCCCCCCCCCCCGCAUCGGUCCCAUCGGAACGGCUCCCACCCACCCAGGCCUGGCUUCUGCCCUUCCGCCACCCCCCCCCCAAAGAUACUGCGUCCACACUGGCAGUGACAUCACCUCCAUUCUCAUUUUUGGAUGAAGUGACAUUUAGCUUUAACAAGACAUUUCCAAAGCGCCUAGUGUCCUCCAAAAUGCUAACUUCAAAAGUUGGGCAUUGUAGGCAAAGAAUCCUAAAAAAAGGCUAGUGAGAGAAAGACAUUAGGCUGUGCGUAAAUGUGCACUUCCCCAAACCCCGUUAUUAAACUUAAAAUGCCUUUGAGUUGCUUUUCGUGAUCAUUUUAAUUUAUCCAACACUGUUAAGAAGUGUAGUCUGUGUUACUGUAACUUUUGUAGCAUUUAGGCUUUAAUUUCUUACCACAAAAUAUGCUGUUUGCUAUGUAUCAAGCUUUCUGUGAGCAGAAAGGAAAGGUGCCUUAUAUCCCAAUGUCACGGCCACGUCCCUGUGGAAAACAGUCAGAAGCACAGUGUGCGCGGAAGUACGGGGACUUCCGUCGGCGAACUCAGACUCCUGUCAGCAAGACAGACGGGAGUGGCGCGGGGCCGCUUUUGUUUCAGAGUUCUCUUUCCCCCCUUUUCCAUUUUCCUUUUGUCUUCUUUUGUAGUUUGCUUUAAACAGAAAGCACUUAAAUAGAUGACUAUGUGUAAAAGCUCUGUGCAAUAGAAAUCAUUUUUCUUCAUUUUUAAGAGAUAAUGUAUUGCACACCAAAUGAACUCAAAGUAAGCUUUAGACCAGGACGAUUCAGGUUGUGGAUGAGUACGUUCACUGUAGUUCCAUGUGUUCAUGAACGGAAGGGAAAACAGGCCCCCCGCCCGCCCGCCGGUAUGCCUCUGGCUCUGACCGCUGAGCUCGGCCCGCAGCGUGCGUGGCCAGAACCGCGGGGGGGCGGGCGCGGGCCUGUGUGCUCCGCGGCUGAGAGCCUCUGCAGUGUGAGACCACAGCCAGCCCUUCCAGCACUUAACCUUUUCUUGUUGAGAUGGAUUGACUGCUACUGACCUGCCAGUGUGCAUGAGGAUAAUUAUAAAAGGAUAUUUCCUUGAGAAAAAAAAUUAUUUCUAUCCUCUUCUAUUUAUUAUUAGGUUAAUCAUUUAAGUACUUAUCAGGAGUAUAUUGUCGUUUUGUGUUGUUUUGUUGUUGUUGUUAUAAAUGCUUUUUGCUAUCACUCCAGUGGUUACUGUCUUCUGCCUCCUGCCCUCCCCAUCCCACCCCCCCAAAAAAGAACCGAAGGGCCUGGGGAUUUGACUGGGGGCACAGGGGGCUUCUCCAGCAGAAUCAGGCAUCUGCCUCCAGAGUAGCCGCUCAAAAGCUGGUGGUAUCCUCGCGUCUGACUUUUUAAACGAGAGUCGAUGAACAAAAAUCUACCGGUGUGAGGAAACGCCGAGUUGGAGAACACUCGUGGGAGAAGCUGCAGAGGAGACUCCAGAAAACGCAGUUCCCCCAAAGCCUCCUAGAGCCUCUGUAAGACUUCUGGGUUCAUGAAGUUUCCGUGAGCCACGGGCAGAGAGGGCGCAGCAGCCUGGCCCAGGCUGUGACCGCCGAGAGAGAGAGUGGUUUCUUGCCAGGCUCACGUGGGUUGGCGUGUUUUAGUUGGCUGUUGUUGUUGUUGUUGUUGUUGUCGUUUUUCUUGCAUACUAAUUUGGUCAAAACCAUCUUUUAAAGCAACGGUGUUUCUUCAUUCGGCUGUGGCUUGAGGACCCACACCAAGGAGUCGAGGGGGGGGCCUCUCCUCCCCUUGAGGUGGCUAAAUGCGAGGGAGGUGAGAUGUGGACAAAGCUUUCUGAGGCAAGCAGCAUAGCCAGCAAGACACCCAGCUGCUGUGCUGGGCCGUGCAGGUGACGUGGGGUUGGUCUGGGGCCUGUGGACUCACCCUCGUGGGCACCAGAGAAGGAAGCCCCCCAGGCCGAGGCAGGGGCCCUUCCUGCCCCAGGCGGAGCCCGGCCCCUGCCUCUGCCUCCUCCCCGGUGGGGCCCGCCGACUCCCGGCUCACUUUCCAUGCCAUGACUUUUCCCCUUCUCUGAAAACCAUUGGAGGCCCUGGGUUUGUUCUCAUCUUUCUGAAAGAAUGCCCUCCAGUGAAAUAACUGCCCUUGUCCCCCCCAAAAGGGUUUGCAUUUCUCUCUAAUUAGUCUAUGCAUUUCUCUCUCUCUCUCUCGAGCCGUUUUCUGCCUCUUUCCUUGAGAAAACGGGCAUCUCAUGUCCCACCAUCUGAGACCCCCUCAGAAAAUGCUGUGCAUUUUGGAGAUGUGAGGAUUCGUUCAAAAUUCGUAAAGCACUUGAGGAUAGCUUGUUGUAACAGUGGGAAAAGAAGCGGCGGUUUUCCCGCGCCCCUGUCCACUGAGGAAGACCCAGCUCUUUGCGAUUGUGCAAUAACUACUUGCCUGCGAGCGGGCAGCCACGCCCCCGUCCAGACUACUAAACACAGCACAAGCCCAGCGCUCUCGGAGCAGCGGACUUCUUCCGGAGAAUUCUCAAUAAGCUCAGCUCCCCCUGGCGUAUCGUGGUGUCUUACAUUUUAGCAGUAUUUUAUAUUUUCUGUAACGCACUAAGUCUUAGAUGUUUUUAGAGCUCGUUUGUUAAUACUCACAAUCACAGACUUUUUAAAAAAUCCUCAGAGCCCCAAUUGACCAAAAAAAAAAAAAAGCUUUUUUUUUUGUACAAAUAGCUUUGAGAAGCCUCUGCUGUGACCCAUCUCUAGUAACACUUUUAUUUCUUGCUAUUUGUUUUCAACAUCAAGAGUCAGAAGCCGAUCCGGCUGGCAUGGGGGUGGGGGCGGCGCCGCUCCGCCCCUCGGCGUUGUCCCUUCUGUCCUUGGUUAGCCAUACGAUGUCCGUUCUCAGCACUGUACAACGGUCCCUAUAUGAUAUGGAGAAGCAAUAUCACUGUAUGAAACUCACACCAUGUAUUAUUAUUAUUCACUAGCACCCUAGGUGUGAUAAUUGAAGUAAAUAUCUUUUAUA